Sycon ciliatum is the source of this 2233-nucleotide messenger RNA. Its product is annotated as mucin-5AC-like. The coding region runs from base 83 to 2083 and encodes 666 amino acids. The record is from RefSeq and is a predicted model, not a curated record. The transcript has 3 exons. Lineage: Eukaryota; Metazoa; Porifera; Calcarea; Leucosolenida; Sycettidae.
AUAGUUCAGGGUGAGAGUCGCAGGCUUUACCCUAUCUGUGCAUUGGAUUGAGAUCGAUACCAAAGAGACCAUCGAGAGUAACAUGAUCGCCAGGGUUCUUCACGGCACCAGCGCCCUGCUAAUCGCUAUCAGUCUGUGUGGCUCUGGAUCUCUUGGUUUCAUAUUGCGAAACUGCCAACCAGAAGAUGGAAAAAUACAUGACCAUGGCGACACUGUAUAUGUCCAGCCAGCGAGUGAUCCUACUACUAUACAUGUCAGGCCUGGUGGAAACCUCUACAAGAAGCCGUUCAUCUUCACAUCACCAUGCGAUGUAUCAUUCAAGGCUAUUUCUCUUCUGUACUCGGGAACAUGCUCUGUAUCAGUGAGUUAUGGAAGCGAUGACAGAGUUCUUGAUAUGCUUCAAUUUUCAGAUCUGCUGACAAGUACCUGGAAUCGUAGAAACGUGAGCCUGACGAACGCCGCGUCCGAAUCGCUUCACGGGUUCAUGACAAGCAAUAAUACGAGCAGGUUCCUGAUCACGAUUUCCCCAGGGAUAUCUAAUUAUUGUCAAUUAUAUAAAGUCGACCACAAAGGAGCAAGAGGACUGAUCAUCAUUGGACAGGUUAUUCCAACGUCUAGUUCAGCAAGCACUUUCACGAAUACUGCUAUACCCCCACGCCAAGCUUCUACAGUACCAACUCCGGUUGCGACCACUGGCUCAGUGGACUCAAGUUCCACCGAGGGCACAACUCAUUCUGCGGUAACCACUACAGCCGAGACCACUUUACUGGUGGAGUCAACUAGCGCAACGGGCACCUCUAUUCCUCAGACCAAGCCAUCUGCUUCAACAACAAGCAACAUUGAACAACUUGACAGUGACUCGGGUGGAUUUAGUUUAGUAACUAGCAUUGUUAUUCCCCUGGUUUUACUGGCUGUUCUGCUAGGCGUUUUCAUUCUGCUGUUAUUGGUUAGGUCAGGAAUCUUUCUCUCCAAGAGCAGUCAUCCGUGGAUUAUUGCUGUUCGUAGAUCAACCAUCCCCAAAAAUAUGCCAGACCCGAGAAAUCAGUUUUACCAGAAUCACGAUGGUACUGACCGCGUUGACCAGAGUCCUGCGGCCGAACUGAGGGAUCGUGGGCUGUAUUCGUCUGUUGGACCUGGGUACGGCAAUCCAACCAACCGUCCCCAGACGCCUCCUGGUAUAGCUGCUGCUCGUGACGACCGUGUUACAGUGAAUGUGUCGUACACGCAUGCUACUUGUUAUGGUGCUGCUCCGACGAGUUCUGUCAAUACGGAAACGAAGCAGAAAGAUGCUGGUGAGCCAUACGCUAGUGUGAAGUCAAUGUUUGAUCAACCAGCUCAGGAAGUCAAGUCAAAUCCGGCAAACAACGGAACACAGGCAGCCGGAUGUGAAGAAAGCUCAGCUCCAACUGUCUGCUACUCAGUUCCUCACAAGCGGAAUACGACAGAUGUUUGCAGAAAUUACGAAAAGGCAGAUGAGUACACGGUUACUAAGCAUGACGACGUACCCCGUACUACAAAUUCAAUCGACCACAUAUGUCGUGCUACGGACGAAACAUCACUUAACGUCUUAUCGAAGUCCGCACAAUCCGCCGUACAUAACCAGGAGAAGUCUAUCGAUCCAGAUGAUGUGGAGCGCAAAAAACUCCGUGGUCGGAGUGACGCAACACCAGUAGUAUGCCACGAUACCACAACCACCACUACCAGCACCAACCCGCAGUCAUCUCGCUUAUCCCUUCCAGCCACAUACACAUCGACACCGGCCGAGUCAGACACACAAAGAUGUGUGUCUCCGUCUCAAGUCCCAAAGCCUCUGCCAUAUAGGGUAUUCAAAGUAUUGAAGGACAGCCACGGCGAUUACAUGAACCCACAGGACACAGUCUCCAGUCAAGGGGCUGACCAGCCUAAUACAGACACAGAUCCUAACAUAUAUGCAGAACCAGCCAUCUCCCUGAGCAAUGAUAUAUUGUACAACGCAUCCACACUUGGCAAAGGAGAUGAAGUGGGUGGUAUCAGCACUGUGCCGGUUAAUAGUCCUGAUCCUUCUGCCAUAUAUGCUGUGCCUCAGAAAAACUGUGAAACGUGAAGUAUGCUCAUCUAAUCGUUUUUAUUUCAGUUUCAGGUCUCAUUCGCUUGCUUCUCGCCAUUUUUCAUAAUUUUCUGGCCAGGACCGAAAUGAUUGUUGUCCGCGGCGAGGACAUCCAAAAUCACUCAUUUGUUUAAACGCUUUGUUUCU